Molecule: messenger RNA, 324 nt
Organism: Cladophialophora yegresii CBS 114405
Lineage: Eukaryota; Fungi; Ascomycota; Eurotiomycetes; Chaetothyriales; Herpotrichiellaceae
Exons: 1
Coding region: 1-324 (107 amino acids)
Cellular component (GO): EKC/KEOPS complex
Source: RefSeq, a predicted model, not a curated record
AUGCCGUCCAGGGUGGUUGAUGUCCCUCUUCUGAGCAAUCGGCUGGCCUCCACCGCCAUGCGUGCAUUGCAGGUGGAUGCGGAGUUGUCCCCUUUGGUGCGGCGAAAUUUCACCGUGGUUGCAGCGGACCGGGUCAAUGGCGAUGUUGCUGAGGAGCAGAAGAAUGCUGCGGAUGAUUCUCACAAGACGAUCCUGCGCACCGAGUACAGUGCAACUACCAACCGCAUGCUUCGAGUCGCUGUCAAUGGCUUCAUGGAAUCGCUCGGCGUUGUCCUACAGGUGAUGCAAGAAUUAGAUGUGGAUGUGCUUGAGUCGAGAUCAUGA